GCAGAAUACGGAACAGCAGCACGCAGACCACUGGACCGACGGCUUGCACGUCCGCUCAAGUUGUUAGCCGUUACUUAGUUUAACCCACUAGUUUAUUAAGCUCCGGGCCGUUGAAGAUGAAUGCUGCUCCGUCUUCUCAGAACUGCGCCAUUGACUGCGACUGUUUUGCUUUGAAGUAAACUCUAGAAACCUACCGCACUUCCCCUCCCUCCUUUCCUCUCCUCCGACCGCUUUCAGUCUCCGCCGGUGUCGGGUGUCUCAAUGGCGGACCCGACGGAAGCAGCACCGGGGAGCGUGGAGGAGGAGAAGACGGACCGUAUCAACGACGCAGAGCUGGCACUGAAAGGGAUCAAUAUGCUCCUCAACAACGGAUUCAAGGAGAGUGAUGAGCUCUUCAGGGCAUACAGGAAUCAUAGUCCUUUGAUGAGUUUCGGGGCCAGUUUUGUGAGUUUUCUGAAUGCCAUGAUGACGUUUGAAGAGGAGAAAAUGCAGAUGGCCUUUGAGGAUCUCAAAGCUACAGAGAGACUGUGUGAGAGUGAAAACACUGGUGUCAUUGAAACCAUUAAAAACAAGAUCAAGAGGAGUGUGGACUCUCAGAGGUCGGGGAUGGCAGCAGUGGACCGACUCCAGAGGCAGAUCAUCAUUGCAGACUGCCAGGUUUACUUGGCAGUGCUGUCCUUCAUCAAACAAGAGCUGUCAUCUUACAUCAAAGGAGGCUGGAUCCUUCGUAAAGCCUGGAAGAUGUACAAUAAAUGUUACAGCGACAUCACACAGCUGCAGGAGGGCAGCAGAAGAAGAGCUUCUGAACAGCCAGCAGCACCUCCUAUGUCUCUCUCCGUCUCUGAUCAGUCCUCUCACAGCCGCUCCUCCUCACCCGGGCCAAGCCCUGCCCACAGGCUAGACGGCAUCAGCCUCGAGGCUCUGGACCGCCUCAAAGGUUCUGUCAGCUUUGGUUAUGGCCUCUUCCACCUCUGCAUCUCGAUGGUACCACCUCAUCUGCUGAAGAUCGUCAAUCUGCUGGGCUUCCCUGGCGACCGACUCCAAGGUCUCUCAGCACUCAUGUACGCCAGUGAAAGUAAGGACAUGAAGGCCCCCUUAGCUACCUUGGCCCUCCUGUGGUACCACACAGUAGUGCAGCCCUUCUUUGCUCUGGACGGCACAGACACACAGACAGGCCUGGUAGAAGCCAAAUCUAUUCUCCAGAGGAGGGAGGCUAUCUAUCCAAACUCUUCUCUCUUCAUGUUUUUCAAAGGCAGAGUACAACGCCUCGAGUGCCAGAUCAGCAGUGCCUUGACAUCCUUCCGUGAUGCCUUAGACCUGGCCUCUGACCAAAGAGAGAUACAGCACGUGUGUCUUUAUGAAAUAGGCUGGUGCAGCAUGAUUGAACUUAACUACAGAGAAGCCUACAUGGCGUUUGAACGCCUAAAGACAGAGUCUCGCUGGUCUCAGUGCUACUAUGCCUACUUAACAGGAGUGUGCCAAGGAGCCACAGGUGACCUUGAAGGAGCUGCUUUAGUGUUUAAAGAUGUUCAAAGACUCUUUAAGCGCAAGAACAAUCAGAUAGAGAUGUUCUCCUUGAAAAGGGCUGAGAAGCUUCGCUGCCCCAGUCUGUCCAAAGAGCUCUGCAUCCUGUCUGUGAUUGAGAUUCUUUAUCUGUGGAAAGCUCUGCCCAACUGCUCCCCUGCCAAGCUGGAGACAAUGGCACAAGUCCUGCAGGGGAUUGACGAUGCUUCAUGUGCAGGCCUGAAAAACCUGCUUCUUGGUGCUGUUCACAAAUGUCUCAAUAAAACCAAAGAUGCCAUUCAGUAUUUCCAUCUUGCGGCAAGGGACGAGGUGGGUCGUCUGAGCAACUCUUAUGUGCAGCCUUACUCCUGCUAUGAACUGGGCUGUGUGCUGCUCAACACCCCAGAGUCUGCAGGGAAGGGCAGGAUGCUAAUGCUCCAGGCCAAGGAAGACUAUGCCGGCUAUGACUUUGAGAACAGGCUCCAUGUCCGCAUUCAUUCAGCUCUCGCCUCAAUGAGAGCUGCAGCACAGCCUUGACAGUAAUCUUCACCACAAACAGAAAUGGAAGAACAUGUCGUUUAAAAAGCUACAAUACCAUUCUGGGCACUGAAAGAAAUAACACUGUUUAUUUGUUUUUAUUUAUUUAAUUUUUUAUAUUCUGAGCCAAUGCAUCAUGUGAACAUGUGCGCAACACGUACUAUAAGUGUUCUCUGGGAGAUUAUUUAAAAGAGAUGUCUUACUCUCUUUUAUUGUUCUGCACUGUAAAUGAAUGGUUUUAUUGUUUACAUGGUUCAGUUCAAAACUAGAUGCCAGCUCACUCAGAUGAAAAUCUUUACAUUUUAUUUUAAAAACAUAAAUUCCACAGAGAGUUUUCUAAGUAGAAUAAUGGCACAAAUCAAGUAUUAACUCCUGAAGUAACAGUAAGGGAAAAACUCAGCCUGUGACUUCAAGAAACAGAUGUUCCUACCAUUUUAGUGUUUGCUUCUCAAAGGUUUUACUUGUCCAAACCAUGAUUUUUGUUUUUUUAGCACACACUCUUUUUAAGCAGAUUUGUUUUUAUCAGUGUAAAUAUCUCUUUUAAUAUCUGUGCCAUUAUGUUGUACCACUUUUAAGUGGCCUAGAAGAACAGCACUAUAACUGUAAACUGGUUUUCCUUUAUACUGUUUGUUUUACAAUAAAUAAAUGGAUAUUGUCAAAUGAAAUGGUGUU
Cheilinus undulatus (humphead wrasse) is the source of this 2712-nucleotide messenger RNA. Its product is annotated as tetratricopeptide repeat protein 39C-like. Gene Ontology annotation, biological process: otolith morphogenesis; cilium assembly. NCBI's taxonomy places the organism in Eukaryota, Metazoa, Chordata, Actinopteri, Labriformes, Labridae. The transcript is spliced from 14 exons. Gene Ontology annotation, molecular function: protein binding. The record is from RefSeq and is a predicted model, not a curated record. The coding region runs from base 262 to 2040 and encodes 592 amino acids.